This is a messenger RNA of Uncinocarpus reesii 1704, 729 nucleotides long. RefSeq lists its product as uncharacterized. The transcript has 3 exons. The coding region runs from base 1 to 729 and encodes 242 amino acids. NCBI's taxonomy places the organism in Eukaryota, Fungi, Ascomycota, Eurotiomycetes, Onygenales, Onygenaceae. The record is from RefSeq and is a predicted model, not a curated record.
AUGUUCGCAUUCAUCAACAUCGUUUUUCUCCUGGUUAGCUAUCUCGCGAGCGUUGCUCAGGGCUACUCGAUUCCAGGAGGGUAUGAGAGAUGCAUGUUCUACUAUGCCUAUCUGCUUGAUUGCAAGAUCAAUGAUGGCAAACCGACGACAAUCGGAACAGGAUGCGCCAAAGUUUUGGGCACAGGGGGUACACCGUGCAGUAUGAACCAGUUCCUCGAGUUUAUCAUGGACCCUUCGAAACCAGCCAACGUUUUCAGCGGGAAAUAUCCAGAGAUACCGCCGCUGGAGGACACUGCGAAGAAGGUCGUGGACGGAGACUUCGCGGGGCCGGUGACGCCAGGACGAGUCCAUACAGACGGCGGCAAAAGCAAGGACUACGAUAAACUGCUGGCGAAAGUGACCGAUUUUAUAGCACAGAAGCUCCCGAAAGCAGACGAAGAUUUGCGCAAGGAGGCGAAGAAUAGCGUCCUCCGCAUCUUCACGUCGCGCGUGGAGGCAACCAGCAGGACGUUUUUUGAAAAUAACUCAGACAUCGAGCCCAAGUACCAAAAGAAAUCACGGGGCGGCAUCGAAUACCAAACUAUUGACCCGCAGGAAACCCUUCGUGCCAAUCCCAAUCUGACGAGGGCACAGUUGAAAGAAAGAUUUGACGAGAAUGCCAAAGGUGGUCAUAGUAACAACGUUCGCGCCCUUGAUGCUAGCCUCCAGGUGAUCGAAUAUUGCGAUUAG